Dentiscutata heterogama is the source of this 488-nucleotide messenger RNA. The record is from the annotation of a GenBank genome assembly. NCBI's taxonomy places the organism in Eukaryota, Fungi, Glomeromycota, Glomeromycetes, Diversisporales, Gigasporaceae.
AUGAGUACAUUCGGCACUAUUUUUCGCGUAACAACAUACGGAGAAUCGCAUGGUAAGUCUGUAGGAUGCAUAGUGGAUGGUUGUCCUCCUGGUUUACCUCUUGCGGAGACCGAUAUACAAACUCAAUUGAGUAGGAGACGACCGGGACAAAGCAACUUAACUACUCCACGUGAUGAAAAAGAUUUGGUGGCUAUACAAUCCGGAACAGAGUUCGGAAUCACGCUUGGGACACCAAUUGGAUUGAUGGUUCGUAAUUUAGAUCAGAGACCUCAUGAUUAUUCAGAAACAGACUUGUACCCAAGACCUAGUCACGCAGAUUGGACUUAUCUCCAAAAAUACGGAGUUAAGGCUAGUAGUGGUGGUGGUAGAUCAUCUGCCAGAGAAACAAUAGGUCGAGUGGCUGCUGGUGCUAUUGCGGAAAAAUAUCUUAAACUCGCACACGGAAUUGAAUUUGUAGCUUUUGUAUCAUCUAUUUUUGUCCCAAGAUU